Molecule: messenger RNA, 1286 nt
Organism: Lynx canadensis (Canada lynx)
Lineage: Eukaryota; Metazoa; Chordata; Mammalia; Carnivora; Felidae
Gene: VWA1
Product: von Willebrand factor A domain containing 1
Exons: 4
Coding region: 39-1286 (415 amino acids)
Molecular function (GO): protein binding
Source: RefSeq, a predicted model, not a curated record
CGAACGGCAGCCGAGCGCGCCCCGUCCCGUCGCGCGCGAUGCUGCCCUGGACGGCGCUCAGCCUGGCCCUGAGCCUGCGGCUGGCGCUGGCGCGGAGCGGCGCCGAACGUGGUCCCCCAGCAUCGGCUCCCCAGGGGGACCUGCUGUUUCUGUUGGACAGCUCGGCCAGCGUGUCUCAUUAUGAGUUUUCCCGAGUUCGGGAGUUUUUGGGGCAGCUGGUGGCCCCACUGCCCCUGGGCCCUGGGGCUCUGCGUGCCAGCCUGGUGCAUGUGGGCAGCCGCCCAUACACUGAGUUCCCCUUCGGCCAGCACAGCUCAGGUGCGGCUGUCCAGGAUGCCAUACGUGCUGCAGCCCAGCGCAUGGGCGACACCAACACUGGCCUGGCGCUGGCUUACGCCAAGGAGCAGCUGUUUGCCGAGGUGGCAGGGGCCCGGCCGGGGGUGCCCAAGGUGCUGGUGUGGGUGACAGAUGGCGGCUCCAGCGACCCCGUGGGGCCCCCCAUGCAGGAGCUGAAGGACCUGGGUGUUACCGUCUUCAUCGUCAGUACCGGUCGUGGCAACCUCCUGGAGCUGUCAGCUGCUGCCUCGGCUCCCGCAGAGGAUCACCUGCACUUUGUGGACGUGGACGACCUGCACAUCAUUGCCCAGGAGCUGAGGGGGUCCAUUCUUGACGCCAUGCAGCCACAGCAGCUCCGUGCCUCUGAGGUCACGUCCAGCAGCUUCCGCCUGGCCUGGCCGCCCCUGCUGACCGCGGACUCCGGCUACUACGUGUUGGAGCUGGCGCCCAGCGCCGAGCCGGGGAACGUGCGUCGCCAGCAGCUGCCGGGGAACGCCACGGGCUGGGCCUGGGUCAGCCUCGACCCCGACACGGACUACGACGUGGAGCUGGUGCCCGAGUCCAACGUGCACCUCGUGAGGCCGCAGUACCUGCGGGUGCACACGCUGCCGGAGGAGGCCGGGCCAGAGCGCAUCGUCAUCUCGCACGCCAGGCCGCGCAGCCUGCGGGUGAGCUGGGCCCCGGCGCUGGGCCCGGCCGCCGUGCUCGGCUACCACGUGCAGUUCGGGCCGCUGCUGGGCGGCGCGGCGCAGCGCGUGGAGGUGCCCGCGGGCCGCAACAGCACCACGCUGCAGGGCCUGGCGCCCGGCACUGCCUACCUGGUGACCGUCACGGCAGCCUUCCGCUCGGGCCGCGAGAGGGCGCUGUCGGCCAAGGCCUGCACGCCCGACGGCGAGCGCAGCCGCGCUCCGCGCCCCCAGCCGCCGGGGGCCGGGGGCAGGGAGCCGUGA